Molecule: messenger RNA, 393 nt
Organism: Cydia strobilella
Lineage: Eukaryota; Metazoa; Arthropoda; Insecta; Lepidoptera; Tortricidae
Gene: CPG15
Exons: 4
Coding region: 1-393 (130 amino acids)
Source: RefSeq, a predicted model, not a curated record
AUGUGUAUUCAUAUCGCAACUAAUAAGGAAGUGAAGAUCAUUAAAAUCAUCACCACCGGCGGCGGCGGAGGCGGCAGUGGUUGGCCCAGCGGCGGCGGCGGCGGCUGGAAGAGCGGAGGCGGCGGUGGCGGUUUCUCCGGUUGGCCCAGCGGUGGUUCAUCCGGUUGGUCAAGCGGUGGAUCCUCCGGUUGGCCCAGCAGCGGCUCCUCCGGCUGGUCGAGUGGUGGCGGCAACGGUGGAGGAUGGAAGUCUGGUGGCGGCGGCGGCGGCGGCUACGGCGGCGGCAGCAGCGGCUGGUCGCUCGGCGGUAGCAGCGGCGGAUGGAAAUCUGGCGGCGGCGGCGGUACAACCAUGAUUCUUCAUAGCUAUUUCCUCUUCGCUGUAAAGAGCUAA